This is a messenger RNA of Neoarthrinium moseri, 1557 nucleotides long. RefSeq lists its product as uncharacterized. Gene Ontology annotation, biological process: transmembrane transport; carbohydrate transport. Gene Ontology annotation, cellular component: membrane. The transcript is spliced from 3 exons. Bases 1 to 1557 code for a protein of 518 amino acids. Lineage: Eukaryota; Fungi; Ascomycota; Sordariomycetes; Amphisphaeriales; Apiosporaceae. Gene Ontology annotation, molecular function: carbohydrate:proton symporter activity. The record is from RefSeq and is a predicted model, not a curated record.
AUGGGGCUUCCAUCUUUCCCCAAGAUCUAUAAUGUGCACUUCGUGGCCAUCAUCGCCACGCUAGGCGGUGCGCUCUUUGGGUUCGAUAUCUCGUCCAUGUCGGCAAUUGUCGUCACCGAACAGUACAACGAAUUCUUUCACCACCCGGCCGGCGCCCUCCAGGGGGCCAUUGGCUCUGCCCUUGCUGCUGGGUCCGUUGCGGGCUCGGCCAUCGCCGGCCCCAUCUCCGACAAGAUCGGCCGCCGCGACUCCAUAUUCUUUGCAUGCUUCUUCUGGCUCGUCGGGACCGCUGUCCAGGUUGCGGCUAAGGACACAAGCACCCUGAUCGCUGGCCGCGUCCUCAACGGCGUUACGGUAGGUAUUACCUCUUCCCAGGUGCCCGUGUAUCUGGCCGAGAUCGCCAAGGCCGAGAAGAGAGGAUCGAUCGUUAUUAUCCAACAGCUGGCCGUCGAAUUUGGUAUUCUCAUCAUGUACUUCAUUGGAUACGGCUGUAGCUUCAUGCCAGGUGCCGCUUCGUUCCGGACAGCUUGGGGCACGCAGUUCAUCCCCUGUUUCUUCCUGAUGCUGGGUCUGCCCUUCUUACCUCGCUCGCCCCGUUGGCUUGCCAAAGUUGGCCGCGACAAGGAGGCCGUUGAGGUCCUCGCUCGAAUCCAGGCCAACGGAAAUAUCAGCGACCCCCUCGUUCUUGCCGAGUGGGAUGAAAUCUCCGUCACUCUCCAGGCUGAGCGGGAAGCCGGACGGGGAUGGAGGAAGUUUGUCAAGAACGGCAUGUGGAAGCGCACCAUGGCUGGCAUGUCGGUUCAAGCAUGGCAGCAACUCGCUGGUGCGAACGUCAUGGUCUAUUACCUCACGUACAUCGCGCAGAUGGCUGGUCUGAGCGGUAAUGUCGGCAUGGUCACUUCAGGCAUUCAGUAUGCCGUUUUCAUCAUCUUCACCGGUGUCAUGUGGCUCUUCAUCGACAAGACCGGUCGACGAACCCUCCUGGUCCUCGGCGCUCUGGGCAUGGGCUUCUGCCACUUUGUGAUUGGCGGUGUGAUGGCCCACAACCACUACGAUGUCCCCGAGGGCGUUGGUGGUAACCCCAACAUCAUCUUCGCCGUCAACUCCGGCGCGCCUGCCAACACUGUCAUCGUCUUCUCGUACUUGCUGAUCGUCGUCUACGCGCUGACGCUGGCACCCGUCUGCUGGAUCUACGCAGCUGAGGUCUGGUCUCUCGGAACCCGUGCCACGGGCAUGUCCCUGGCCGCCCUUUCCAACUGGGUUUUCAAUUUUGCCCUUGGAAUGUUCACGCCACCGGGUUUCAUCAACAUCAAGUACAACCUGUUCAUCGUCUUUGGUGUGCUCUGUAUGGUUGGCGCCGUGUGGUUCUUCGUCUUCUACCCCGAGACCUGCGGCAAGACUCUUGAGGAGGUGGAGAUUCUGUUCGGGAAGGACGGUCCUAAGCCCUGGAAGACCCGCAAGGGCGAGUCCAGACUCGUCGCUGAGCUCCAGGCCGUCCUCGAGAAGCAGCGGGGCGGAGACCAUGAGCCCGUUACUGAGACGACUGAGAAGGUCUAA